AUGGCCGAGUCCACAUCCGCAUCGGCGGCCGAGUCCAAACCAGAAAAGAAAACCGCCCUGGAGCACGUUCACCUCCCCCGCAUCGCCAUCAAAUUCUGCACCCAGUGCCGGUGGAUGCUCCGUGCCGCAUACUUCGCCCAAGAACUGCUCUCCACGUUCGGUACGGAUUUGGGCGAGGUGGCCCUCGUGCCUAUGACCGGGGGCGUGUUCACAGUCACGAUCUGGCAUGCGACGGAUGACGCUACGAAGGAGGUUAUCCUGUGGGAUCGGAAGCGGGACGGAGGGUUCCCUGAAGUCAAAGCGCUCAAAUCUCUGGUUCGGAAUGUUAUUGCUCCUGAUAGGGAUCUGGGACAUACGGAUCGGGCGUUGAAGGCGCAGAAGGAGAAAGAGAAGGAGAAGAAGAACGAGAAGGAAGAGGAGAGUAAGGAUAAGCCCUGUGAGGAUUGUAAGUAG
This is a messenger RNA of Penicillium paradoxum, 453 nucleotides long. RefSeq names its product Rdx family protein. Lineage: Eukaryota; Fungi; Ascomycota; Eurotiomycetes; Eurotiales; Aspergillaceae. Bases 1 to 453 code for a protein of 150 amino acids. The record is from RefSeq and is a predicted model, not a curated record. The transcript is spliced from 3 exons.